Messenger RNA from Yarrowia lipolytica CLIB122, 360 nucleotides. RefSeq lists its product as uncharacterized. The record is from RefSeq and is a predicted model, not a curated record. NCBI's taxonomy places the organism in Eukaryota, Fungi, Ascomycota, Dipodascomycetes, Dipodascales. Gene Ontology annotation, cellular component: mitochondrion. Gene Ontology annotation, biological process: mitochondrial respiratory chain complex IV assembly.
AUGGGAUCAAGUUGCAAAGAUAUUCGAACAAACGUGGCGAUAUGCCUGCAACGGUCGCCAUGCGUCAUGGUCCAGAGAAACACGCCCAAGGACUGUCUCACCAAGCCCGAGCUCGUCAAAGAUAUGCCCGAAGAGUGUGUCUUGCUCAUGAACUCGUUUCUGGCCUGUAGACGAGGCAUGGUGGACAUGACCAAGAGAUUCCGAGGAAACGCCCCGCUAUCGACCGGCCAGUUUGAUGAGAAAUACGAGAAAAUGUCCACCGGCCAUUUCCAGCCCGAUGAGGAGCUCAUCACCUCGGGACCCGCUCCCCAGCAGGAUGAGAAGCAGAAGGAGCUUGCCCGGCUUAGUGGAGGACGAUAG